Messenger RNA from Triticum turgidum subsp. durum (durum wheat), 258 nucleotides. The record is from the annotation of a GenBank genome assembly. NCBI's taxonomy places the organism in Eukaryota, Viridiplantae, Streptophyta, Magnoliopsida, Poales, Poaceae.
AUGCCGGGAGCCGGGGGUCAUUGGAAAAGUGAGAUGCCGACGUCACUCAAAACGAUCCUUGCAUGGGAGUUCAGGGGCAGAACUGAAGGUAGACUCGGGUGCAGUUACCCACUCCUACUUGCUUUCACUAGAACAACAUAUUACACUGUGAAAGCAAGAUCAUGCACUGGCAUCGGUUUUAUUACUCCACAGAUGUGGGUCAUCGGCCAUGACAAAAUAUGGGAUAACAAAUAUUAUGGAUACAAGAUGGCAACAUAA